CUUUGCCAUUAUGUACCUAUAUCGCUUCCAAGGCGGGAGCGGACGCGCAAAUUGUUUGGGGAAUAAAUUUUAUGUUUAUUCGUCAGAGACACCGUAAACUAUUUGUUACAGUGACACAUCUUAUACUGUGAAGUGAUUCUGUGCUCGUAGGAUAAAACCUAGAAAUCGAGGAUUACCGUCAAAUUGCAAGAGAUAGAAAGCGGCAGUAGCGGCAGUUCCUAUCGUCCAAAACAAAAUGUUACGUUUUGGACUGCUAUUAUUGCUUGUCACAGUCAGUAAACAACUGUCAAUAUCAGAGUUUAGCGUACAAAGUCCAGUCAAAGAGGGUGAUGAUGUUCUUCUGCAAUGUCGGUAUAAAUUAGAUCAAGGUGAAUCUGAUAAGGCGCUAUUUGUCAAAUGGUGGUUUACCCCCAUGAAUGGCAGCAGUGAUAAUAGGAGCCAAAUCUACCAAAGAAUAGUUGGCCAUGAACCUUUUUCAAUGCAUCACGAUAUAAAAAUAGUGGAAAAUGACGACAUUUUAUUGCUGAACGUUUCGGUGAAGGACUCUGGAACAUACGAAUGUGAAGUUUCGAAUAUAGAUGAAGUUCGUGUAUAUAGGGAUUUAAUAGUCUACACAACUGGCAGUGGUGUCGAACUGGACCUUUCAAGAACAGAGGACGGACCUGACGAAGACGAAGACGAGGAUGUAGUGAUCACUUGUUACGCGACGGAUGUGUCGCCGUAUCCUGAUCUCACUGUUACUGUUAAUGGAGUCAUUGUAAAUUCGUCAAAAGCUGUAAUAACGAAUGAAGAAGAAUUGUUCGACGUGUACAGCAACAGCACGAUUAGCGACGACGAUGCCGCUGGCGCCGAAAUCAAAUGCGAACUCUCGUUUCAAGACGUGCAAAUUACAGAUGAAUCACUGAUCGUCACCCAAACCUACAGUAGCACUGCUGAGCCUCUGACGGAGAAUUCCACAGAAAUGGUUACUACUACGGAGGCCACUGAAACCGAUAUGUUAAACUCUGGGAAUGGCGUCACACCAUACUGGAUAGUACUUCUGCUUGCGUUAAUUUUUAUGUAUUAAAAAUGUUUGUAAUAAUGAAUGAAUUAAACGUUGAAUUUUAA
This is a messenger RNA of Colias croceus (clouded yellow), 1107 nucleotides long. RefSeq lists its product as uncharacterized. The coding region runs from base 236 to 1066 and encodes 276 amino acids. Lineage: Eukaryota; Metazoa; Arthropoda; Insecta; Lepidoptera; Pieridae. The transcript has 7 exons. The record is from RefSeq and is a predicted model, not a curated record.